AUGAACGAUGCCACCUGUGCGGCCGGCGACUCUGACCUCACCUCCACUUCCACCUCCAUCAACGGCGUCAACGACCCUUUCGCCUAUGAGGCUUCCAUCAACGACAAGGUCCUCAAGCUGGUGUAUAUUGCCAUUGCUGCCUUGGUUUGCAUCUACGUUUACGUCCUGUCCUGGUCUCUCUUCUCCCAGCGUCUCGCUCAGAGACUCAGAGGGCAGUAUGUCCAGGCUUUGCUGAGACAGCCCCCCGGGUUCUUCGACGCGCGAUCUGCCGCCAGCGGUGAGGUCUCGACCAGACUACAGGGCGACAUGACUGCUGUCCAGGCCGGUACUUCCGAAAAGGUGGGCGUUUUGAUCGCCUCGACCAGUUUCUUCUUCGCCUGCUACGUCGUCGCGUUCAUCAAGCAGGCAAAGUUGGCCGGGAUUUUGGUCUCGCUCAUCCCGGCGUUCUUGCUCAUGGCGAUGGGCGGUGGCUUUUUUGUCACCAAGUUCAUGGUCAUCAGUGCUUCUUCCCAGACUGCCGCCAGCAACAUUGCCGGUGAGGCGCUUCAGCACGUCGGUGUCGUGCAGUCGUUCGGUAUGGCUGGCAGACUGGAAAAGAAGUUUGCCGAGCAUGUCGCCGUGGCUAGAGGUGCUGGUGUCAAAAAGGGCAUUGCUGCUGCCAUGCAGGCUGGUAUGCUGUACUUUAUUGCGUACAGCGCCAAUGCUCUGGCCUUCUGGCAGGGUAGUCGCAUGGUUGUUGAUACCAUCAGGGGCGAGGGAACCGAAACUGUUGGUCAGAUUUAUACUGUGGUGUUCUUGUUGGUUGAUGCCUGCGUCUGUCUCGGCAACAUCGCCCCCAUCCUCCCCAUCCUCGGCAGCGCCUCCACUGCCUUUUCUCGUCUGAUGGCCGACAUCAACGCCCCCUCCACCAUCGACGGCACUUCCUCCGAAGGCGCCUUUUUGCCGGUUGAGACCACCACCGGCCACAUACAGCUCGAAAACGUCUCCUUUGCCUACCCCUCCCGCGCCGAGCAGCCAGUCCUCCGCAACGUCAACCUUGUCCUCCCGGCAGGCAAGCACACCGCCCUCGUCGGUCUUUCGGGAAGCGGUAAAUCCACCAUCGCCGCCCUCGUCGCCCGUCUGCAGGAUCCCGAUUCUGGUGUCAUCACCCUGGACGGCACAGACAUCAAGACACUGAACGUGUCCCACCUCCGCAGUUUUAUCUCUCUCGUCCAGCAAGAACCUUCUCUUCUCGACCGCUCCAUCCUUGAGAACAUCGCUCUCGGUCUGGUCAACUCCCCCAAGCCAGAACACCAAGCUCUCAAGGCGGUGGUAGAAGGUGGCGAGCUCGCCGAGCUGGCCAAGAAGGGCAAGGAUGCCGUUGACGACAGUAGCGUUGCCAACCCUGCGGUGCAGGAAGUCAUCCGUCUUGUCAAGGAGGCUGCCGUCCAGGCUGACGCGCACAACUUCAUCUCCAAUCUGGAAAAGGGCUACGGUACUUUUGCUGGGCCCAAGGGGUCUUUGGUGUCUGGUGGCCAAAGACAGCGAGUGGCGCUCGCGCGUGCCUUGAUUAGAGAUCCCAAGAUUUUGCUGCUGGACGAGGCCACUGCAGCGCUGGAUUCGACUUCUGAGAAAAAGAUCCAGCUUGCUGUUGAGCGGGCUGCCGAGGGGAGGACGGUAAUUUCCAUUGCUCAUAGGUUGAGUACCGUUCGUAAUGCGGACAAGAUUGUUGUUCUGGAGGCGGGUGAGGUUGUGGAGGAGGGGGUGUACGACGAGCUGAUGGCGAGAGAAGAUGGCAAGUUCUUUGCCAUGGCCAAGCUGCAGAGCUUGGGUAACCAGGAGGCUGCUGCUUCGGCUGUUGCUGAGAUCAGCGAGAAGAAGGAUGUUGUUGUCGUUGACGAGGAAGAGGAGGAGACAGCCAAGGUUCUUGCUGCUUCCAUCUCCAGCAGGGAUGAGUCUGCUGCUGAAAAGGCGGCCAGUGACAAGGAGGAGAAGGAGAAGGAGGCCGGCUGGGGAUCCGUGUUUGCUGGUCUGGCCCGUCUUGUCAAGCCUUCUUUCCCCUGGUUGCUUCUGGCUGUCUUCGCGGCUGUCAUUGUCGGUGGUACUUUCUCCGGAUCUGGUCUCAUCUUUGGUUUCACCGUUGGUGCUCUCAACCCGUGCGAGAACUCGCCCGAGGACAUCCUCGACCUCGGAAAGUUCUUUGGUGGUUUGCUCUUCAUGUUGGCCUGCAUUGAGCUCCUGGCCAACUUCUUUGCGUGGUCCUGCUUUGGUCUCAUUGCCGAGAGAAUGCUGUAUGCCAUCCGCGUGCUCAGUUUCAGAAGCCUAAUGGAGCAGGGUGUCGAAUGGCAUCAAUCCGGCGGCCGCAACCCUACUUCCCUGCUUGACAUCAUCACCAAAGACAGCGCCGCCAUCGGUGGUUUCUCGGGUAGCACCAUCGGCACCGUCUUUGCCAUCAUCGUCAACUUCUUCGUCGCCAUCAUCCUCUCGCACAUCAUCCAGUGGAAGAUUGCCAUCGUCUGUCUCUCCGUCGUCCCGAUCCUCCUCGGGGCGGGCUUCAUGCAACUCCGCCAGCUCGCCCGCUACGAAGAGCGCCACGCGGCCUCCUACGCCAAGGCAACCGGUGUGGCCGUCGAAGCCGUCCAAUCCAUCAAGACCGUCGCCGCCUUGUCCCUCGAAAAGGAGGUCAUGGGCUCGUACGCCCGUCUCCUGAAGAACACCCGCGACGAAAUGGUCCGCGCGGCAGCCUUCACCAACGUCUGGCUCGCCAUCAGCAACAGCAUGUCCUUUUUGAUCUACGCCUUCGCCUACUGGUGGGGUUCGCAAAAGAUCAUGUCGGGCGAGGCCAACCAAACCCAAUUCUUCAUCAUCGUCGUCUCCAUGCUCGUCAGCGCCCAGCUCUGGGGCCAAAUGUUCACCCUCGCCCCCGAGUUCUCCCGCGCCCGCACCGCCUUCUCCCGCAUCAUGAACGUUUUGGCACUGGGAACAAACAACGAGAUCGACUCCAAGCGUGGCCCGCACGGCAAGCCCGGCCCCUCUUCCGACCCGGAGUCUGCCCUCUCCUCGGCAGCCAAGGCCGCUACUGGUGGUGAACCAGGCAUGAAAAUCACCUUCACCAACGUCACCUUCUCCUACCCCUCCCGCCCAGACCACCGGACCCUCAAGAACGUCUCCUUCACCAUCACCCCCGGUCAAUUCGUCGGCCUCGUCGGCCCGUCCGGAGCAGGAAAAUCAACAAUCAUGUCCCUCGUCCAGAACCUCUACUCCCCCUCGUCGGGCUCAAUCCUGCUCGACAACGUAGACGUCACCUCUUCCGUCGCCUCCAUCAAAGACUCCAUCGCCAUUGUCCCGCAAGACCCGGCCUUGUUCGACGGCACCAUCCGGUUCAACGUCUCCCUCGGCUCCAAACCCGACCACGUCCCCACCCAGGAGGAGAUCGAGGAGGCGUGCAAGCUAGCCAACAUCCACGACGUGAUCAUGGCCAUGCCGGAGGGGUACGACACCCAGUGCGGCGCCUCCGCCGGUCGCUUGUCCGGUGGGCAGAGGCAGAGACUUGCCAUCGCGAGAGCGUUGGUUCGCAAGCCGAGGUUGUUGCUGCUUGACGAGAGCACUUCGGCUUUGGAUGCUGCCUCUGAAGCGGCGCUGCAGGAGGGGUUGGAUAAAGUCGCGCGGGGGACGACCGUGCUGGCUAUUACGCACAGGCUGCACACCGUGAAGAAGGCGGAUGUGAUUUUUGUGGUGGAGGGGGGCGAGGUGGUGGAUAAGGGGACGCAUGAGGAGUUGAUGGGACGGAGGGAGGGGUAUAGAGUUAAUGCUAUGCAGCAGAUGUUGCAGUAG
Messenger RNA from Podospora anserina S mat+, 3813 nucleotides. RefSeq lists its product as uncharacterized. Gene Ontology annotation, molecular function: ATP binding; ATP hydrolysis activity; ABC-type transporter activity. The transcript has 2 exons. Gene Ontology annotation, biological process: transmembrane transport. Gene Ontology annotation, cellular component: membrane. Bases 1 to 3813 code for a protein of 1270 amino acids. The record is from RefSeq and is a predicted model, not a curated record. Lineage: Eukaryota; Fungi; Ascomycota; Sordariomycetes; Sordariales; Podosporaceae.